AUGAAUACUGCCGACAGACCGCCUAUAGAGUCUGGAUAUGCGUCAAACGACAUGCAAGCCAUUUCUCAUCUCAUCACCACCGACUCGACAGACUUGCUCGCCAUCCCACAUGAUGCUGACCAAGCAAAUCAAUUCAGAAACACAGUCUCAUUCUCCGUAUCUCAAAGCCAUGCGGGGUCAUUCGUUUUCCCAAAACUGCCAGCCGAAUUGCGCCUGAAAACAAUACACUUCACAUUCGAGGCCCAGGUCAUUGACGUGGAGAUAUAUCCAGCCUCUGCGGAACCUGGUAGCCGGGGAGCUCGGAGAAUUACACCACUCCCGGUUGGACUUCAGAUCAACCGCGAGAGCCGAUUGGAAAGUCUACGAUUUUAUGAUAGAAUACAGAGGAUCGAUGAUAAAUGCAAGACUGUUUGGCCUGUUAUCUACAUUCAUCCAACAAACGAUAUCCUCAAGAUAAUAACACCGUGGAAAACAUCGUGGAAAUCGGAGCAAAGACGUGCUGGCUUGGGAAGCUAUUUUGAUGAAGUAUCUAUCAACAUGGCAAGGUUUUCAUGCCAUCUGAAUGAAUGCUACACACGGAGGCUGUCCCUUGCGUUUACAAUGUUUUACGGUGACUACUGUACCCCUUGCGGCUGGAUGUGGAUGCUGGUCCAUUGCAAGAGCGCUCGUAGUGUUUUUUUCUCUCUUGACGUCUUCCGAAGGCCAGAGACAAUCACUCUACCAAAACGAGAGGAAGUUGAGUACUUGCUAUGCCAGCUUAAGGGGUACAGAGAUCGUAUGAAGGAAAGGGGAAUGCGGUCUCCGAUAACUGGCCUUGUUAUAUCAACAAACACAAUACAAGAUGCUGGCCUGAGCCCUGCAGAACUUGAGGGUGAUAUUGGCGUAUUUACCUAUUAUCCCCCGGGAUCUGCCUACCCUGAAAUUGGAGCAACCAUUGUCGACCGUCUUCGAGAGCCGCUUAAUGAUGAAUUUUGA
Molecule: messenger RNA, 975 nt
Organism: Glarea lozoyensis ATCC 20868
Lineage: Eukaryota; Fungi; Ascomycota; Leotiomycetes; Helotiales; Helotiaceae
Exons: 1
Coding region: 1-975 (324 amino acids)
Source: RefSeq, a predicted model, not a curated record